CGUCGGGACCGAAAAGAUAGGAAUGAGACUACUUUGGCGAGAAUUCUGGAGCGGAUGUGUUGUGGAGAUCACUCCGGCUGGAAUACAAGGAAAAGAUGGACUUAUUGAUGAAGUUCUUCAGUAAAAGCACUUGGAGCGUUUUUAUCUUUGCCCUUCUUUGCUAUGUUUUUGCCAUUUGCCCUUGUUUUGCUCAAGACCGUCUUCACUGGUACAGACAAGCAAAAGCUCAAAUCCUGAAAAACAUGAAGGAUCAGGACAAUUCAGCCAUCGCUAAAAAUAUCAUUUUAUUCAUUGGUGAUGGAAUGGGCCUCACAACGGUUACGACGGCCAGGAUUUUGAGAGGGCAGCUGAAAGGCCUCAAAGGAGAGGAAUACGAGUUGGCUUUUGAUAAGUUCCAGUAUGUUGCACUUGCCAAGACAUACAACACAGACAGUCAAGUUGGUGAUUCAGGCGCAUGCGCAACAGCAUUGCUUUGUGGAGUGAAGGGACGUUUUGAGACAGUUGGAUUGGAUGAUAGUGGUGUUUUCAACAGAUGUGACACUAACGCAAGAGCAAAAGUAGCUUCCUUGGCAGAAUGGGCUCAAACAGCUGGAAAAUCGACCGGACUGGUGACAACAGCCAGAGUCACGCACGCUACACCUGCAGCAAUGUACGCUCACUUAGUGAACCGCUAUUGGGAAGGGGAUGAGAAACUGGCAAAUGAUACAUCAAAAACAGACUGCAAAGAUAUCGCGAGGCAACUAAUUGAAGACGAUCCUGGCCGGAACAUCAAUGUCAUUUUAGGGGGUGGUCGGAGGUACUUGUUACCUCGUCUGAAGCAGAGUGAUUCGAUGAGUAAGAAGGAAGGAGAGGGACGCAGAGAAGAUGGUCGAAACUUGAUUGAAGAGUGGAUAAAAGAAAAGAAGGCCAGAGGACUAUCAUACAAAUACGUGGCCAGAAAGAAAGAACUGGAAAAGGUGGAUCCACACAAAGUAGAUUACUUGCUUGGACUAUUCACAUCUGGACAUAUGGCGUACGAAUCGGAUCGUGAUAAAGACAGCGAACCUUCACUUGCUCAGAUGACAACAAAAGCCAUUGAAAUAUUAAGGAGAAAUUCUAGAGGUUAUUUUCUUAUGGUAGAAGGAGGUCGAAUUGAUCACAGUCAUCAUUUCAACAAUGCACACCGGGCUUUAGUGGACACACUGGCAUUUGAAGACGCAAUCAUUGCAGCGUUGGAAAUGACACGAAAGGAUGAAACAUUGAUGGUGGUCACAUCAGAUCACUCUCACGUUUUUGUAUUCGGAGGUUACCCUAAACGAGGAAACCCUAUUUUUGGUCUUGAUGAUAAACCUUCUGACGUCGAUGGCUUACCAUAUACAACCCUUAUUUAUGCAAAUGGACCAGGUUACAAUCAGAAUUCUCAAGGAGGCCGUGAAAAUCUUACUUCUAUUAACACUGAAGACAAAAACUAUAUACAACAAAGUGCCGUUCCAAGAAGAUGGGACACACAUGGUGGGGAGGACGUGCCAGUUUAUGCUGAAGGACCUAUGUCACAUCUGUUUCGAGGCGUUUUUGAACAAACAUACGUGCCGCACGCACUGGCCUUUGCCUCAUGCAUCGGACCACAGAAAGAUGACUGCGAGCGAAGGAAACAAACCUAUCAAAGACACGUCAUAGAAUGUCCCUCGCCUCACGUUGUCAGAGAAGUUCUUGCCUAUAGGUCCGACAGUUAUCGAGUGUUGUCCACUUUCCUGAGCGUUACUCUUGUAAUCUUCACGGUUAUUGGAAAUCGAAGAUCGUGAUAAAGUAGCCAUUCGAGGACAUGUAAACUGUUACCAGGAGUAUUGAUGUAGAUCCUGAAAUUGAAAGUAUAUUUGUGAGAUAUCGGUUUUUUUCAUUGUACUUAAUAAUUGUUUCGGUUGUAUGUUGAACCUUGAUAUUGUACGAUGUUGUUGUAUAUUUUGAUAUAAAUAUCAGAAAAGUGUUGUAAAUACUUAAUAAAUAAAUAAAUUUA
Molecule: messenger RNA, 1993 nt
Organism: Parasteatoda tepidariorum (common house spider)
Lineage: Eukaryota; Metazoa; Arthropoda; Arachnida; Araneae; Theridiidae
Product: alkaline phosphatase
Biological process (GO): dephosphorylation
Molecular function (GO): alkaline phosphatase activity
Source: RefSeq, a predicted model, not a curated record